AUGUCGUCGCUGACAAAGGCCCUGUCUCCGACAAUCAGAGAAAUCCGUCUCCUCUGCUCCCAGUCAGGCCCCGCAUCUGCUGGUAUACGUCAGUUUAUUCAAACCGCGUACCCGACGUUGAAACAGCACAAUCCGCAUCUGCCAGUCCUAAUCCGAGAGGCAAGUGGCACACCCGCAAGAGCUUUCGCCCGCUUUGAAUAUGGCGUAGAGAAACAUGUAGAACUAGACAACCUCUCUGCCAAAGAUGUCGAACAGAAAAUAUCCCAGCUCCUCUCAUCGUCGUAG
Molecule: messenger RNA, 285 nt
Organism: Fomitiporia mediterranea MF3/22
Lineage: Eukaryota; Fungi; Basidiomycota; Agaricomycetes; Hymenochaetales; Hymenochaetaceae
Product: NADH dehydrogenase alpha subcomplex subunit 2
Exons: 3
Coding region: 1-285 (94 amino acids)
Source: RefSeq, a predicted model, not a curated record